GCCCCUCCCUCAUCCCGGCAUGCACCGGGGAGUAGGGCCGGUCUUUCUGUGGGCCCGGAAGAUGGCGGCCUCUGGCGCAGAGCCGCAGAUCCUAGUCCAGUACUUGGUGUUACGAAAGGAUCUAUCGCAGGCUCCAUUCUCCUGGCCAGCAGGCGCACUGGUAGCGCAGGCUUGUCACGCAGCCACCGCGGCCUUGCACAUUCACCGCGACCACCCCCACACGGCAGCUUACCUUCAGGACCUGGGGCGCAUGCGCAAAGUGGUCCUCGAGGCUGCAGAUGAAAGCACCCUGAAGGAGCUGGCUGACACCCUACAACAGAAGAACAUUGACCACGCGCUAUGGCUGGAGCAGCCAGAGAACAUCGCCACUUGCAUUGCGCUCCGUCCUUACCCCAAAGAAGAAGUGAACCAGUAUUUGAAGAAGUACCGAUUGUUCAAGUGACUCAUGCUGUCAGUUGCCUUGAUAUAUUUAUCAGCUGGAUCCAGAAACUGCAUGCCACCCAUCCCUAAGCAUCAUGUACUCCUUUCAGUGGCAACUCGCUCUUCUCUUUAGGCUGUGAGUGUUUCUGGAGGGUCAGACGCAUGUUCAUAUUAAAGUUGUCGUUAAUAAGUA
Molecule: messenger RNA, 613 nt
Organism: Hyaena hyaena (striped hyena)
Lineage: Eukaryota; Metazoa; Chordata; Mammalia; Carnivora; Hyaenidae
Gene: PTRHD1
Product: peptidyl-tRNA hydrolase domain containing 1
Exons: 2
Coding region: 20-442 (140 amino acids)
Molecular function (GO): peptidyl-tRNA hydrolase activity
Source: RefSeq, a predicted model, not a curated record